Molecule: messenger RNA, 1112 nt
Organism: Oryza sativa Japonica Group (Japanese rice)
Lineage: Eukaryota; Viridiplantae; Streptophyta; Magnoliopsida; Poales; Poaceae
Source: RefSeq, a predicted model, not a curated record
CGUCGUGUUCAAGUCGCGAGCGCGAGUUUCUCCGUAAGCUACAAGGACUUGACCUGGGAACCCGCCUAAUUGCCACUCAUUAAUCCUUUUCUUUUCCUCGGUCAGUUUAGAGUACGGAUUAGUAGACUGAAUCCACUAACCCCUAGCGCUGUUGCAUAUUAACAAGCUCAUAAAUUCUUAGCCCCAUACGCAUAGAAGGAGUAGUGUUGCACGCUCGCACCGGUGCACGUUGGUGGAUCGAUCGAUCUCCAUGGCGGCGCUUCACCACCACCACCACCACCACAGCCACCAGAUCAAGGCGCCGGCGCCGACUUGGCUCAUCGUGAAGGCUACCCCGCCGCCGAGGGACGGGGCCAAGAAGCUGGCCGCGGCGGCGUACUCGCCGCUCCUGCUGUCGCCGUCCGUGUGGCAGAAGGCGCAGGACGCCAAGAAGGGCAAGGCGGACGGCGGCGACGGCGCCCUCCCGGCGUCACCGAGGAUCACCUGCAUGGGGCAGGUCAAGGGGAGGCCGAGGAGAUGCUCGGGCGCGCGCCGCGGCGACCGUCCGGCCGCGAGGGCCGGUAGCUCGGGUCUACUGGAGCGGCUCACGCUGGGGCUGUUCGGGCGGCGGCGGAGGGGGAGGACGUCGUCGCGGGCGUGCUCCAAGGUCAGGGACGUGCCGACCUGCUCGUCGGCGCAGUCGCGGGGGAAGAUUUAUUGCGGCCGCGGCGGCGCGGCGGCGGUGUGCACGCUUGACCCGCCGUUGCCGGUGGUGAUCAGGCGGCCCGCGGCGGACGACGAAGCGCCGACGCUCUGGGAGAGGCGGCGCGGCGGCGGCGGGAAGGCCCUGGAGACUCUCCGGUUAACGUAGAUCGCUGGCUCGCUGCAGAGUUGCGCUUGGCAACCGCAGCCCGCCGGUGAGUAUAUUGACAGAGGAGGCCAAAGACAAGGAGGCAACGGACGACUUCAGCCGAAGGCUACGGAUGCGGAUGCUAAUUUCCUAAAAAUUUGUCCAUAAUACCAUGUAUGUUUACAGUUUAAUCAUUUCUUUUUGCUAAUUUGUAUAGUUGUAUCUACUUGUAUGUUGAUCCUACUGUCCAUUUUAAAAGUCUUGUCUCUACGAUUUGGAAGCU